AUGGAAACAAAUGAAAAUAGAGCCCCGCUUCAUACCCGGGAAGGUACGCUUUCGACUCUUUCUGCCUGGAACAUGCUAAUCAUCCUUUAUAAUGUAGGCACCGCUCAAGAAUAUGCUAGAAAAGUCCGUCAUCGCGCAGAAACAGAAUCGGAGCAGUCACUGUACCCGGUUGACGACUUUGGAGAUUUCGCAAAUUUCCUUUCGCAGCCGUAUACCCCCAGACCACCACGGUUGAGAUCACCUUUUUCAGCAGUUGAUCCGACUUGCUGCUUCGUUUCCCUAUACAACAUUUCUAGUGCAAAUAUGACACGAAUCUCAUUUGAAACAAUAGGGCAGUUCGAGGAGCUUGGUCAGACAGCCAUGCCCAACAAUGACUCCUUUUCAUUACUCCUGUUGCGCGGUUAUCCUUGUGCAAAAUGGUUGAAUCAUUUAGGAGCAAGGUUCGGUAUUGAUCCUGAGUUCUUCCGAAGGCAUCUACUGUUUGCAUCGAGACCUGGAAGAAACUUGUCGAAGCCCGCCGCCACACAAAGACGCCCAUCGUGCCACUCGGAUAUGCUGUCGUUACAAGUCACCACAAUUAGCUUGCAGGACCAAGACAUGCAAAUGAAGCACCAGAAAGAAUUAGAUACCUUGCGAAAGGAAUCGUUUAAGCAGAUAAGUACCUAUACGAGCAACCUUGCUCUCUUGAACUCUUCAGAUAUGACCGCAGGCGAUUCGUUUGCUCGAGAGUUCUCCGUCCACGACUUGGUCUGCUUUUCGUUAGAGCAAUCGAUCUCAAUCUACAUCCCUUCCGCUUUGGAAGGCCGACUGGGCAUUGUCUGGCAUGAUGGUUUAAGACAACUAGGUGAUGAGAUGAAAUGGCCAUGGCAGAGUAGUAGCAGUCGUACAAACUCUAUUUUGAAAUAUCUGCCAAAAUCGCUACACAAACCCGGGAUCUCCUCCAACAGCAGAACAAGAACAAUGAGGGGCCAACCGCAAUCUGCCGAGCCUUCUGCAAGGGCCGAAUUUUUCUUGAAGAACUACCUUUACGGACAUAUCGAUCCUCCGCGUGCAGUCCAUGAUCCCUUAUACGCCUUGAGCCCGUUCUUCAACUUGGCAGUUUCGUCUGAAAUGGCAAUCCUAGAUGUUCUGGACACCAAGAUCAGAGAAGAACUCAAUCAUUCUCAUAUUAUUGGAAAUAACAGUCCGACUCUGUCAAACCUGCUCUAUCAUCAGCAAGUUCUCGGGCGCCACAUUCGAAACCUCAAAGAAACUAUCGAUGCCAUCGAGUCGCGAUAUGAGCGGAGCAUACCAGGAAAUGCGCCAGAUAGCGACGUAAGGGUGUCUACUACACAAAAUGUCGAGUUGAUUCUGGGAGAUUAUCGCGCGGCACUUACAUACGCCGAAACUCUUGCGGCUGAAUGUGUACAGGGGAUGACCAUAACAGCCCACAGUGCGACUAUCCGCGAGUCCGAAAAGGCUGUGGUUGAAGCCCAAAGCGUGACAAGGCUCACUAAAUUAGCCGUCUUCUUUGUGCCUCUGUCGUUUGUGGCUUCGUUGUUUGGUAUGAACGUGCGUGAGGUCAACCCUGGCAGCACUCCGCCGUUUUGGUCAUGGGCCGUGGCAUCUCUUGCCGUAGGAGCUAUUACCUGGGCACUGUUAAAGCAUGAUGAGAUAGAAGAUUUAACUAAGAGAGCUUGGAGGAGUUGUACGGGAGGAUGUAUAGCAGGCGUGCACGAAGCGACUCUAGAACCAGAUCAUACUGUCUAA
Penicillium cosmopolitanum is the source of this 1749-nucleotide messenger RNA. RefSeq lists its product as uncharacterized. The transcript has a single exon. Lineage: Eukaryota; Fungi; Ascomycota; Eurotiomycetes; Eurotiales; Aspergillaceae. Gene Ontology annotation, biological process: metal ion transport; transmembrane transport. The coding region runs from base 1 to 1749 and encodes 582 amino acids. The record is from RefSeq and is a predicted model, not a curated record. Gene Ontology annotation, molecular function: metal ion transmembrane transporter activity. Gene Ontology annotation, cellular component: membrane.